UGUGCAGCAGCAAACACGAGACGAGACAGACGACAGCCAGACAAACAGAAAGGAACGUCUGCAAUUUUAAUUCACCUUUCAAAAAAGUUCCUGCGUGGCCAAGGAAAUUUAUUUCGAAAUUUUAUAUUUCUUGGAAAAGAAAGAGAUCUUAAACAAUGGGAGAAACCGAAGUGGCACAGGCCGGUGGGGGGAAAGGUCUUAGUUCUACCUCCGCAUUAACUUUACAAGUGAGAUUUACAACGAAACAAGAAGAAUUCUCCAUUCCAGAUUUUCCAUAUGUCGUGGAAGCAAAGAUUGGGACUGAUGGUUUAAAUGCUCUUGUUAAUCAAGUUUUAAAGGAUGACGGAAUUACAGAAAAAGAUGUCGAAUUUGACUUUCUCAUUGGUGGAGAAUUUCUGCGAGAGUCACUGGAGGAAUUAGUUAUGAGACAUGAGCAAUUUAUUGGGAAAGAUGUCGAGGGUGUCACAGAUGAACUCAAGAAGCCAAAAAUUGGAGUUGAAGAGGUUAUAGAUGUCGAAUAUUUGGAACGAACUGGUGCACCAGAACCUGAAAAUGUACUCAUGCACGAUGACUGGGUCUCUGCUGUGGAUGUUACUGAAAAAUGGAUUCUGACUGGUGCAUAUGAUGGGACGCUUCAUUUGUGGUCAAUGAAAGGAAAACACAGACUUGCCAUUCCUGCGCAUUGCGCUCCUGUAAAAGCAGUUUGCUGGGUGUCAAAAUCUGAAAGUGGCGCAGGUGAUUCAUCUACGUCCAUUUUUGCGAGCGGCUCACAUGAUCAGACAAUAAAAAUUUGGGAGUGGAACACUGAAGACAACACCGUGAGCUGUAAAUGGAUUUGCAAAGGACAUAAACGCAGCGUGGAUUCAUUAAGUUCGGAUCCCAGCGGAACCCGAUUGGCAAGUGGAUCAUGGGACGGAGAACUAAAAAUCUGGUCUUCUUCUCUUGAAGGUUUACCAGAAAAUAAUAAGGCAGCUACGCAAUCCAAGAAAGACGAAGAAGAUGACGAAGAGAUUUCGAACAGCAGGACUCCACUGAUGACGUUGGGAGGACAUAAGGAGUCUAUAUCUGCAGUUUGCUGGAGUGACUCCGAAGAACUAAUGACGGCAUCUUGGGAUCACACAAUUAAAAUUUGGGACAUAGAGACUGGCGGAAUGAAAUCCGAAUUGGUUGGAAACAAAGCAUUCUUUGGAAUGUCGUGGUCUCCUCUUAACAAUAUGGUCAUUACUUGUGCGGCUGAUCGACAUAUUCGACUGUACGAUCCAAGAUCAACAGAGGGAUCUCUUGUCAAAUCAAUGUUUACUUCGCAUUCUGGCUGGAUUUCUACCGUGAAUUGGUCAACUACAAAUGAAAACUUGUUUAUCUCUGGUGCACACGAUAACCUCUUAAAGUUGUGGGACCGUCGCAGUCCACGAGCCCCCUUGUACAACAUGACAGGUCACACUGACAAAGUUUUGUGCUCAUCUUGGGCAAAUCCCGAGUUUAUAAUGGGAGGUGGAACAGACAAUAGUUUGAGAAUAUUUAGAGCAAGCUCAUCAUCUAACAAAUCUUAAUUUUUAUACAGUUUGUUUUUGUUUAUUACUUUAUGUAUAAUCGUGACAGGCACUCUAAUUUUUCUUGUCUGAAUUGACUUUAUUACUUAUUUUUGAUCAUGCAUUUCCAAAGUUGUCUUAUAUCUUACGUAUAUAUAAUUGUCUUCGACUAUAUGUGCACAGCGUAAUGAAAUGACUAGAGUUUUAGAGUAAAUAUAGAGUAAUAAAUCUAACAGACUUCUAAAUCAACAAAACAA
Messenger RNA from Folsomia candida, 1786 nucleotides. Its product is annotated as ribosome biogenesis protein WDR12 homolog. The transcript has 9 exons. Gene Ontology annotation, biological process: ribosome biogenesis. Gene Ontology annotation, molecular function: protein binding. NCBI's taxonomy places the organism in Eukaryota, Metazoa, Arthropoda, Collembola, Entomobryomorpha, Isotomidae. The record is from RefSeq and is a predicted model, not a curated record. The coding region runs from base 156 to 1550 and encodes 464 amino acids. Gene Ontology annotation, cellular component: preribosome, large subunit precursor.